This is a messenger RNA of Xylaria bambusicola, 2888 nucleotides long. RefSeq lists its product as uncharacterized. The coding region runs from base 194 to 2260 and encodes 688 amino acids. Gene Ontology annotation, biological process: regulation of DNA-templated transcription. The record is from RefSeq and is a predicted model, not a curated record. Gene Ontology annotation, cellular component: nucleus; Rpd3L complex; Rpd3L-Expanded complex. Lineage: Eukaryota; Fungi; Ascomycota; Sordariomycetes; Xylariales; Xylariaceae. The transcript is spliced from 3 exons.
ACAGCACAACCUGCCUCAGAUGCCAAGAUGACUUGAGCUUCGCUACUUGAAGCUCCUUGUCGAUUUCACCUGUCAACAUCAUUUACCAUCUCAUCUCACGGCUUUCUGUGCGCCCGCCUCGCUUGUCGCUUCUCGGCUCAACCUUCCAGUCGACCGUUUCUUCUUCUCGCGCCAUUAGUUUCCGAGGGACACGAUGAAGGCAGCUAAACCAUCUCAACCCGAUGCUGCUGGUCCUUCCAGUCGGAGGGCCCAGCCAGUUCGUCAAACGCGGACGAACCCUCCGAGGACGAACUCUGGGUCUCGCAUUGUUGGCGGCCGCGAGUCGCUUGGAGGCAGUCAAGCCCACGAUCAGCCCAUCGACAUCUUUCCCGCCAUUACUCACUUCACCGACGCCAUUACCUCCCUACCUAAAGACAUCGUCCGACACUUCACACUCUUGAAAGAAGUUGAUGCCAAAAUCUUUGCUCCCGAGGAGGCAUUAUUCCAAUUUGUCGACGCCGCUCUUAAAUCGAACCCUCCCGAAUCACGGAGCACUCGCGAUGGCUCCAGUAGUGUCGCGCCCGCCUCGACACCUAUGAGCGCCCAGAAUAGCUCCAGUGGUAACGCAUUGGGCGGUCAACCGGCGCCUGGCUCACUCAACGAAUCCCAAGCCUCCACUGUCUUCGAUCCAAGCAACUUACCAAGGCGGAAACUCUUUCUCCACACCGCAUUCAAAAUUCAAGAAAUACUCGUCUCUCUCGAAGAGAAGAACCAUGUAAUAUCUACAGCAAACGAGGCCCUCUCUAAACACUUGUCUCGCAUUAACGAUGUUUGGCCCCACCUCGAAAGUGAAUUCAGUGAUGAGGCAAAAUGGGGCAGUACUACGCAUUGGGCCUACCCAGAGAACCGUAUCAAUCGGGCAAACCAGGCGGAAAGAUCGCGGCGUGAUGGGGCCGCCGUUAUCACCGCUGCUGCGCAGCAACUCCAAGUAGAGGAAGCUGCAGCACGAAGCGAUGCGAGAAAACAAGCGCUUAUGGCCAAGAAGGGCCUUAAGAACCAACACCAAGACUCCGACGCCGAUGACCAUGACAAUAAACAAAAAGGCGACCCUCCAAAAAAGACACAGGGCGGAACUAAAGCACGCAAAACCGCGGAAUCUACGACACCAGUGGGUCUAGGUAUUACCACAGGUGCCAAUGCGAACGGGAAUCCCCCAUCAAAGAGGAGGAAGGUUGAAAACAACGCUAAAGCAGUCAAUGGCGGACAGCCUAUGGAACGUGCUAUGAGCUCCGUGUAUGGCAGCAAUGUCCCUAAACCCAAAAAUCCUAGCCCACGGGCGACUCCAGCGCCCGAACCAACCAAGAAGCGGAAAGCGCUUCCCACCGCAAAUGGAAUAUCGAAGAAGAGCAAAACCGCAGCCGUAUCCGCCGCGGCGGUCUCUCCAUCCAUACCAUCACCGACCCCUCAACCAAAUCUAGGAGAUAAACCAAAUGUUCGCGGCUCUCCCGUGCCACCCACCAACGCGCCGCGCCCAGCUUCUUCGAGAGCGAGACAGAAUUCCAUCCAGUCGAAUGUAGAGAACGGUCGACAGCGCCCUGCCUCAUCAGCAUCAAACCGGCCUAAUGGGAUGACUAUUGCCCUCUCCGAAGUGCCUGUCGCACCCAGUGGACCGCGAGCCUCGGUCGAGCCCAAAACCAUAAAGGAUUCUACCGCUGUUAUCAAGACAGAGCCGAAUAAAGAAGAAACCAGCGUUCGCCCUCCAGUUGCCGUGAAUGGCCUUACCAAGAAAGACAACCUACCCAAGCCAGAUGAUGCAGAAUCCAAGCAAGAGCCUUUACAAAACCAUGUACCAACCACAACGACAGUUGUUACAACUAAAAGCGGGCGAGCCAGUAAGCCAUCAACUCCGGCCCUAGGCAGCUUUCCAGAUGCAGCACCACGGUCCCGGUCGUCAAGAAACACGACGACGACAACGGCGAAGAGGAGUCAUAAGAAAGGUGCCUCUUUGCACGCAAUACCUCCACGUGUUGUGGAUGAGGACACAAACAGCAGUGGCCACGGCGAUGAUGAAGGCGAGGUCGAUGCUGAUGAACCGCUGUAUUGUUAUUGCAACGGGGUUAGUUACGGCGAAAUGGUGGCUUGCGACGCAGAGGACUGCCAACGGGAGUGGUUUCAUCUCGACUGUGUGGGCUUGAAAGCAGCUCCACCCUCUAACAUGAAAUGGUAUUGCGAUAACUGCAAGGACCGUCUCAAGACGGGGAAGAAAGUCAACGGAAGGUGAAUCUUUGGUUGUAACGUGUUCCGCGAAUGAGUGAUUAUGCCAGGUCACCCUCUAUGAUACAUAUAACGGAGUUGGUGGCUAUCAUCCAAAUCAUUUUACGGCGAAUGGCGUCUGGAGCAAGCCGAUUAGCGAGCAUUUGCAGAAUUCCAAUGACUCGUGGUUUUGGCCCUCCUGGAUACAGUAUAUUUUCCUUCCUCCUUCGAGGGUUGUUCCAUAGAUUAGCGGGUGGUCCAAUAGCGAUUAGGGCAAAAGAUGAAAGAGGUUAUAGCGAUCUUUUGACGGGGUUCAGCGCAACGAGAGGCACUUUGCAGCACCGCUUCAUACUAUCAGAGAACCCAUAGCAUCAGGAAAGGCAGGAGUCUUUAGGGCGCGGUAGUUCUCAUUAUAAUUCUCUAUCCACGGAGCUACUAGAGAUGGUCAAUUGCGUCGUUUACGUAACAAGAUAUUUGUUUCCGUCUCUAUACGACUUUGGUCGGGUCGAUAGACGGAGGAAACUGCCGACAGAGACUUAGCGUGCAUCUGCUAAUAGGUAUAUAGAAAAUAAUGAAGCUAUAGUUCACGCAAUCCAGUUAUGCACUAAUAGACGGCUGACCUUUGGUGCCAUCAGUCCUCACCAAAGAUCCUUAUG